AUGGCGCCAAAGCAAGAAGGAUUCAUACUUGUAGUCACAGUUGUUUUAUUUCUCCUGCCCGAUUAUCCGUCCGCCGUCGUCGGCAGCGCCAAUGGCACUACUUUCUCAUCCAUCGUUGAAACUCUGCCAGGGUUUUCUGGCCCCCUUCCUUUCAAGCUCGAAACAGAAUCAGAAAGGAACCCAGAUGAAGACCCUCUCCUUCUCUGGCUCACCGGCGGCCCCGGCUGCUCUGCUCUUUCCGGCCUUCUCUUUGAGAUAGGUCCCUUGCGUUUUGAAGUGGUGGAGUAUAAUGGGACAUUGCCCACUUUGGCUCUCAAUCCUCAUUCAUGGACAAAGGUAGCAAGUAUUAUAUUCAUGGAUGGUCCUAUUGGCACCGGAUUCUCCUACUCAACCAACUUCCAAGGCUCCAUUACUGGCGACACCACUUACGCCCAUCAGACCGCUCGCUUUCUCGCCAAGUGGCUGUUGAGGCACCCCAGAUUCUUGAAGAACCCUUUGUAUAUUGCUGGGGACUCAUAUUCGGGCAUGGGGGUUCCUAUUAUAGUACGGAUUAAGCUAGAAGGCUGUUGUUUGAAAUUUCAUUUGCUUUUUGGGGAGGUUCCAGGGAGGAGGCCACACUGCCCCGGAGUAUAA
Molecule: messenger RNA, 633 nt
Organism: Linum tenue
Lineage: Eukaryota; Viridiplantae; Streptophyta; Magnoliopsida; Malpighiales; Linaceae
Source: the annotation of a GenBank genome assembly